Punctularia strigosozonata HHB-11173 SS5 is the source of this 765-nucleotide messenger RNA. RefSeq names its product heme-thiolate peroxidase (gene HTP1). The record is from RefSeq and is a predicted model, not a curated record. Gene Ontology annotation, molecular function: peroxidase activity. The coding region runs from base 1 to 765 and encodes 254 amino acids. The transcript is spliced from 6 exons. Lineage: Eukaryota; Fungi; Basidiomycota; Agaricomycetes; Corticiales; Punctulariaceae.
AUGUUGACUAUCUACACGGCUCUGAUCUUCCUUUCAGUUGCGUUCGCCCAGAGCCCACCUGAAUGGAUACCUGCGUCGCAGAUUUCAGGCGCCGUCCGCUCCCCCUGUCCCGGUCUGAACACGCUCGCAAACCACGGUUUCCUGCCCCGCGACGGAAAGUCCAUCUCGAUUCCUACCCUUGUUACUGCUUGCCAAGAUGGAUUGAACGUUGGAGCUGACUUCUGUACCGUCAUCGGGACGACUUCCCUUCUUUCGAACGGCGCCAUAGCGAAAGGAGGAUUGAUAUUUGACCUGGACGAUUUGAACGAGCACAACUUCCCCAUUGAACACGAUGCUUCAGUCUCUCGCGAGGAUGCGUUCUUCGGCGACAAUCACGACUUCAAUACGACUAUAUUCCAGACACUCAACAACUCCGCUGUCAACGGCUUCUACACCACAGAGACGGCCGGGCUUGUCCGCCAAGCUCGCCUCGAAGACUCCGUCGCUCGUAAUCCUAACAUUACAUGGCUCGCCCAACAUGCACUUAUCGCGUAUGGCGAGGCGGCGUUAUACUUAUCAGUCAUGAGCGCGCCGAUCAUUGCCAUGGCGCCUCAAAGCUUCGUCAACAUGCUGUUCGAACAGGAAAAACUCCCUUUCGAGCUCGGCUGGAAGCCUAGUGUGGUACAAACCAAUUUCGCAACCCUCGCCGCCACUGUCGCACAGAUCCUCGUCUUUGCGGAUGACGAGCAGCUUGAGGUCGCGGAAAUUACCGAAAGUGAGUAUUGA